UAAGUCCCCUAAAUUUAAUUAUUUCUAGACAACUAUUUUGAAGAAAUAGUGGUAUUUAAUCAUUUAAUCGACCCAAGAAUGUGGGUGCUAUUGACUUUGUUCAACGUGGUCGGAGGACUUUUGACACAGUCGGAACCGUGUGAUUAUGAUACCAGUGUAGAAUUGAAUAAUAGAACAUUCAAUGGCGUGCUAUACAACGAGGGAGAAUUUUACUAUGACAAUUUAACCAACACGGAGAGAGGAUGUAUCUGUGAGAAAGAGAUUUGUGUAAGAAAAUGCUGCAACCCUGGCUUCGUUUACAACGCCACCCAAAAUGUUUUCGAGUGUCAACCAGAUAACAAAACUGAUAAGUUCACUCGAGACCUGAAAGUGCACCAAGGGUUUAACCUCAUAUCACGAGAAGCGUUCCAUCCCAUGAAAAAGUUUCAUUACAUCUACGGUAAAACGGAUUGCGACCAAUUUAACAACUCUGUGCCCAUUGGUUUAAAGCCAAACGACCUUUGGCGAUUGUUAACGGUAAGUUUCCAUAUUUUGUAUAUUUUUAAACAUUUUGUAAGUAGGUAUUUAAUAAAUCGUUGA
This is a messenger RNA of Spodoptera littoralis (African cotton leafworm), 579 nucleotides long. The record is from the annotation of a GenBank genome assembly. Lineage: Eukaryota; Metazoa; Arthropoda; Insecta; Lepidoptera; Noctuidae.